Molecule: messenger RNA, 675 nt
Organism: Rotaria socialis
Lineage: Eukaryota; Metazoa; Rotifera; Eurotatoria; Philodinida; Philodinidae
Source: the annotation of a GenBank genome assembly
AUGAUGAAGCCUGCGUCUUCAGUUCUGUGUUUUCCACUACUUACCAUAUGGCUGUUCUUGGCCAUCGGAGUAAUCGAUGCGCAAACAAAGUCAAAAGGGAAAAAAGGCAACUCAGUAGUAAUGUCGGAAAUCGGCACCAAUCAAGCAGCGGGCAUAGCAGACGGGAGCAGCCCUAACGAAGUCGCCUCACAAGGAAAUUUAAAGCAACUCGAUCGCCGAAAUCGAUUACGAGACAAUACUAAUCAUGGAGGACCGAUGGUUCCCGAUGAAAAUAAUACAGGCGAUAGCCCCAAUUCACAGCCACGACGAGAAGAUAGACGAGAAGGGUCAAAGUUCAAACACCACAAAAAACAAAAAUAUGAAAAGAAACAUCACAAUUGUUCGAAAAAGGGUAAAAGUGGUUGUCAAGGACAUAAGAAACCAGGUCAUCAUCAUCAUCAUCAUCAUGACCGUGAAAAUAAACAAGAUGGCCAUGAAAAAAAGCAUCAGCACAAGCAUGAAACUCACUCGGAUCGCUCAAAUAAAAACCGUGAAGAAUCCUGGAAAGUAAAUGAGAAAACAGUUGAUCAUUCGUCUACUCAUCGCCACAAGGAUAAGAGACCGACAACGGACUCCAAGGAUGGAAAUUCUGAUCAUAAAUCUAAACCAGCCACUGAUGAAGAUGAUUUACUUUAA